CAACUCACUUGAUAGCCGUUUGUUUGUUGAUAAUUUUAACGCAAUCCAUUCAUGCAUUCAAAGUUUUUACAUUUAAUUAAUAUAGAUUGUAUGUAUCUUCUAUAAAUUUAACUCAAGUUUACUUUCAGAGUUAAAGCAAUAUUUUGCAUUUGCCUUUAAUUAAUUACAAUUGUACAUACAAUCAUGAAGCCAAGCGGCGGGGACGAUGACUAUGAGGGUGAUGAUUUUUUACAAGAGGAACCUGAACAUACAAGGAAGUUGUUUAUUGGUGGACUAGAUUAUUGUACGACAGAUACGUCACUGAAAGAGUUUUAUGAACAAUGGGGGGAUAUUGUUGAUGUUGUUGUUAUGAAGGAUCCACAGACCAAGAGGUCUCGCGGUUUCGGUUUUAUAACUUAUUCCCGGGCUCAUAUGGUAGAUGAUGCUCAGAAAAACAGACCUCACAAGAUUGAUGGAAGAAUUGUAGAACCAAAACGAGCUGUACCAAGAGAAGAGAUCAAAAGGCCGGAUGCUAGUGCAACAGUCAAGAAACUGUUUAUUGGAGGUAUAAAACAAGAUAUUGAAGAGGAAGACUUGAGAGAAUACUUCAGCAAAUUUGGCGAAAUUAUUUCAGUGAGUUUAGUAACAGAAAAAGACACUGGAAAGAAAAGAGGCUUUGGAUUUAUUGAAUUUGAUGAUUACGAUCCAGUUGAUAGAAUAUGCUUACAACCAAGCCACAAGGUUAAAGGUCGUCGCUUGGAUGUUAAAAAGGCUAUAUCAAAGACAGUGAUGGCAUCUAGUGGUAGUAGGGGACGGAGUGGAAGAUGGAGUAAUAGACAAUUACAGGAUUGGAAUACAGAUGGCGCCUUUGAUUCAGGCUACGAGCAGGGUUGGAACAACCAGAAUCCUUGGGAUAAUUCAGGCAAUUGGGGCAACCAGGGUUAUGAUCAAGGUUGGCAGGGCGACUUUGGGAGUGGAUAUCAACAAAACUAUGGUGGAGGGCCAAUGAGACCUAAUUUUAGUAAUACACGACAACAGCCCUAUAAUGCAGGUGGUGGCUACAACAGCGGCAAUCCUUCCAACUUCAACAACUCUGGCAACACUCCCAACAACUCUCGUCGUUUUUAAAAGACCUCUUGUCUCAAGCUUAGUUGAAGCUAGGCAGGGAGUAGAUAGGCCAGGAGCUAGCUAGUGAAGUGGACAACUGCAUUAAUAAUUAUUUUACUUAUUGUAAGGUAUUGUGUUCACUAUAGAAGAUAUUCGAUUUCAGUCUUAAAUCUUUUUCAUCACAGUUUAAAUGCACGGGCUAUUUUUGCUGUUAUUACUAUUAAUCAGUUGUAAAAACUGUGUUAUAAAGCGUUUUUAGAUUUUAAGUCAUGUUAUGUAUUUAUUCUUAAUACAAGCACAUUCCACUUUCGAAUUUUAUGCAAUAUAAGGUGCAAUUUUUUUUCUUCUAAUAUUGAUGAAUGUUUAUAUUCAUUGGUUUUUAUAUUUGAAUAUGGGAUUAAUUGAUUUAAUAUUAAGGAUUUGUUUGUGGGAUUUUAAAUAGUUGAAUUUGAAGUUUACUUUAUCGAUUGUUAUGUUUUUUUUUAAUUUAAUGAAAUGUUAUUUUCUUGAUAUUUUACUAUUAUAAAUGUAGAAUUACAUUGCUCUUAUUUCGUGUGCAAUAUAAAUUAAAUUGACAAUAUUUUCCAUGGACUCUUCUACUAUUUGGACAAGCCUCCGUGCGUGGAAAAGGCCAUGGUAAGUAGACUAUAAUGAAAUAAAACUUAAUAAUAACAA
Danaus plexippus (monarch butterfly) is the source of this 1761-nucleotide messenger RNA. RefSeq names its product heterogeneous nuclear ribonucleoprotein A1-like. The transcript is spliced from 7 exons. NCBI's taxonomy places the organism in Eukaryota, Metazoa, Arthropoda, Insecta, Lepidoptera, Nymphalidae. Bases 184 to 1107 code for a protein of 307 amino acids. The record is from RefSeq and is a predicted model, not a curated record. Gene Ontology annotation, molecular function: RNA binding.